AUGGCAGUGACAAGAACAUUGUUCGUGUCAGUUUUUAUUGUGGUCUUGAUAAGUUGCAAGCAAUGCGCAGCACGUUCUACCGGAGAUAUAAUAAAGAAUGACUUGGAUGUUGCAGAAGGAUUCCGAAUAGGCUUUGACGGAGAUAUCACACUUAGGAUGCCUGCAGUUAUUUCAAGAAAUGUAAUCAUAGUCAUCAACGGAAUUAUAGACCCACAUCAUGCAACGUUAACCGUGGAAUUGCCAUCUGAAAGCGGUGGACAGAGUUGCCUAAUACGAUACGAUUUUCGGGAAAAUAUUCUUAAUAUAACACAGGCCGCGGAUGGCAAUGUUUAUACUACUUACACCGACCUCCAAAUCUCACCUGAACUUUCUGUUGGACCUACGUUUACGUUGACUUUGCAUGCAAGGGUCGAUACUAGCAACGAGCACCUGCUUGGUGUGACUUUCAAUGGAAACGGUGAUGGUGACAGUGAACAAUUAUUGUGCAAGAUCCAGAACUUUGAAGACAUUGACAAAAUAGUGAUAAAGGAAGGUGUCGCGAUAGUCAACAGUUUGUUUUAUAAAUUCAAGUGA
This is a messenger RNA of Spodoptera exigua (beet armyworm), 573 nucleotides long. Lineage: Eukaryota; Metazoa; Arthropoda; Insecta; Lepidoptera; Noctuidae. The record is from the annotation of a GenBank genome assembly.